This is a messenger RNA of Carlito syrichta (Philippine tarsier), 2298 nucleotides long. RefSeq names its product lon peptidase 1, mitochondrial (gene LONP1). Gene Ontology annotation, cellular component: mitochondrial matrix. The transcript has 11 exons. Lineage: Eukaryota; Metazoa; Chordata; Mammalia; Primates; Tarsiidae. Bases 157 to 1974 code for a protein of 605 amino acids. Gene Ontology annotation, biological process: protein catabolic process; chaperone-mediated protein complex assembly; mitochondrion organization. Gene Ontology annotation, molecular function: ATP-dependent peptidase activity; ATP binding; single-stranded DNA binding. The record is from RefSeq and is a predicted model, not a curated record.
CUCCGCCCCUUUCGCUUCGCGUAGGCCUCUCCCCUCGUUGCGGCUGCCUCGGGCCACGCCCCCUCCGGAGCCGAGGCACGCGCCGCGCGUCACGUGCGCUUCCACCCGGCGAGCGGAAAUGACGCGAGUCCUGCGCGCCGUCAGUAUGGCCGGGCUAUGGCGGCGGGCACAGGCUACGUGAGACUGUGGGGAGCGGCGCGGAGUUGGGCGCUGCGGCGGCCGAUACUGGCCGCCGCCGGGGGGCGGGUCCCCACUGCCGCCGGAGCGUGGCUGCCCAAAGGCCGGAGGGCCUGCGAGGCCUCUCCUCCUUGGGCGCAGUGGGGCGGAGGCCCGGCGACUGCGGGCCAGUGGCGGGGGUUUUGGGAGGCGAACAGCCGCGGUAGCAGCAGCGCAUUCUCGGGGGGCGAGGAUUCCUCCGAGGGCGGCGCGGAAGAAGGGGCCGGGGGCACGGGGAGCAGUGCGGGCGGUGGAGAAGGCCCGGUCAUAACGGCGCUCACGCCCAUGACGAUCCCCGACGUGUUCCCGCACCUGCCGCUCAUCGCCAUCACCCGCAACCCGGUGUUCCCGCGCUUUAUCAAGAUUAUCGAGGUUAAAAAUAAGAAGUUGGUUGAGCUGCUAAGAAGGAAAGUUCGACUUGCCCAGCCUUAUGUCGGCGUCUUUCUAAAGAGAGAUGACAACAAUGAGUCCGACGUGGUCGAAAGCCUGGAUGAGAUCUACCACACGGGGACAUUUGCCCAGAUCCACGAGAUGCAGGACCUUGGGGACAAGCUGCGCAUGAUCGUCAUGGGACAUAGAAGGAUCCAUCUCAGCCGACAGCUGGAGGUGGAGCCCGAGGAGCUGGAGGCCGAGAGCAAGCAGAAGCCGCGCAGGAAGGCGAAGCGGGGAAAGAAGGAGGCAGAGGAUGAGCUGGGCGCCCGGCACCAGGCCGAGGUGGCAGGGGAGCCGAGCCCUGAUGCCCCCGGCGAGGUCCUCAUGGUGGAAGUGGAGAACGUCGUCCAUGAAGACUUCCAGGUCACGGAGGAGGUGAAAGCCCUGACCGCUGAGAUUGUGAAGACCAUCCGGGACAUCAUCGCCUUGAACCCUCUCUACAGGGAGUCAGUGCUACAGAUGAUGCAGGCGGGCCAGCGGGUGGUGGACAACCCCAUCUACCUGAGCGACAUGGGCGCUGCAUUGACCGGAGCCGAGUCCCACGAGCUGCAGGACGUCCUGGAGGAGACCAACAUCCCCAAGCGGCUGUAUAAGGCCCUCUCCCUGCUGAAGAAGGAGUUUGAGCUGAGCAAGCUGCAGCAGCGCCUGGGGCGGGAGGUGGAGGAGAAGAUCAAGCAGACGCACCGCAAGUACCUGCUGCAGGAACAGCUGAAGAUCAUCAAGAAGGAGCUGGGCCUGGAGAAGGAGGACAAGGACGCCAUCGAGGAGAAGUUCCGGGAGCGGCUCAAGGAGCUUGUGGUCCCCAAGCACGUCAUGGACGUCGUGGACGAGGAGCUCAGCAAGCUGGGCCUGCUGGACAACCACUCCUCAGAGUUCAAUGUCACCCGCAACUACCUGGACUGGCUGACGUCCAUCCCGUGGGGCAAGUACAGCGACGAGAACCUGGACCUGGUGCGGGCCCAGGCGGUGCUGGAGGAGGACCACUACGGGAUGGAGGAUGUGAAGAAGCGCAUCCUGGAGUUCAUUGCCGUCAGCCAGCUCCGCGGCUCCACACAGGGCAAGAUCCUCUGCUUCCACGGCCCCCCAGGUGUGGGCAAGACCUCCAUAGCCCGCUCCAUCGCCCGCGCCCUCAACCGCCAGUACUUCCGCUUCAGCGUGGGGGGCAUGACCGACGUGGCGGAGAUCAAGGGGCACAGCUCCUGGUCUCCAGCGUCCUGGCCAGAGUUCCAAGGCCAGUGUUUGCCGUGUAAGCCCUGGUCCUCGUGGCUGUGUGGCCAAGGCCCCAGGCUUGAGGUCAGCCUUCUCGAGGCUUAUGGGCUAGAAUAGGGGACAAGAUGGUCUCCCAGCGAGGAUGGGCUGCACACACCAGAGAAGCUCGCACCCAUCAGUCUCUCCUCCCUGGUCGGCCUCAGGCCUGUACCAGGGGCUGCCACUCUCUGCACUCAGGGUCUCCCUCGCCUGGCCCUUGGGUGGGCAGCCGGUGUUGUCUUCUGCUGGGCUUCCUGCCUCGCCUGCCUCUGCAGACGGUGGCUCUGGAAAACCGUAGCCCUGUGAGAGACGGGCGUAAAGCACCUGCUUUAGCUGGCCACCUGUCUCCACCCUGCACAGUGUUGAGUCUGUAUUAAAAUGUUAAUGUUUCUGUUUCUGUAA